CUGGUCCGAUAGACAUUCUUCUCGGCGCAGCUGAAUACGCACAAAUCAUAAAACCGGGUCUCAUAAAAGGUUCUACAGACGAACCGAUCGCCCAAAACUCUGAAUUGGGUUGGAUCAUUUCGGGACCAACCAAUUUUGAUUCAGCCGUGGGAGCACAAGUAACAACGCUCAUUUCAGUUGUCGACGUCGAACAACGCAUAUCUGAAUUUUUCAAGCAUGACGAUAUAAAAAUCGACGAUGACGAGUGCGCUCUCACUGAAGAAGAACAAAUGUGUGAAAACCACUUUCAAGAAAACACUAUUCGUUUGGAAAAUGGAAGAUAUUGUGUCAAAAUGCCAUUCAAAAAUGGAAAAAAUGCACCAGAUUUAGGAAACUCGCGAAAAUGCGCCAUUGCAACAUUUUUGCAGCUUGAAAAUCGAUUCAAAAAAAAUCCUAAAUUGGCAGAAGAAUAUAAAAAAUUCAUUCACGAGUACAUUGACCUAGGUCAUAUGGAAAGAUCGGUUUACAAUCCAAAUAUCACAUCGUAUUAUUUACCACAUCAUUGUGUAAUACGAGAUAGCACAACUACGAAACUUCGGGUAGUGUUCAAUGGCUCUCAAAAAACUGACAACGGAAAAUCUCUCAAUGGUGAACUUGCAUUGGGUGCCAUAGAACAAAAGGACAUGUUAAGCAUUCUAAUCAAUUUUCGCAUUUACAAAUAUGCAUUUACGGCUGACAUUGAGAAAAUGUACCGCCAAAUUUUAAUCGACGAAAGCCAAAGAGACUUGCAAAAAAUCAUUUGGCGUGAUUCCCCUGAACUACCGCUUUCUGAAUUUAGACUUAUCACGGUCACAUACGGCACCAGUCUCGCUCCGUUUUUAUCACAUCGCACUACAAGACAACUUGCAAUCGAUUGCGAAAAUGAAUAUCCAGAAGUAUCAAAUACCAUAAGAAAAAACAUGUGGGUUGACGAUGUGGUAAAAGGUGCUUUUACUGAGGCAGAAGCAAUACAAUUGUAUAGCGACUUGCGCAAGGUAUUCAGCAUAGCCGGAUUCAAUUUACGAAAAUGGUCUUCAAACAAC
Messenger RNA from Sitodiplosis mosellana (orange wheat blossom midge), 1061 nucleotides. RefSeq lists its product as uncharacterized. NCBI's taxonomy places the organism in Eukaryota, Metazoa, Arthropoda, Insecta, Diptera, Cecidomyiidae. The transcript has a single exon. The record is from RefSeq and is a predicted model, not a curated record. The annotation marks the transcript as partial.